ACAUGUUAUUCAAAAUCAUCUAGAUAGAGCUAAUUAACUACUUUAGCCAAAACCCAAAUUGAGUAGAAAAUUAUAUUAUGGACUUUGAAAGCCCUAAUGUAGUUGUGCCAAGUGUGCAAGAAUUGGCAAAGGAUCCCAAUGUGGUGACUGUUCCACAAAGAUACAUUCGAUAUGAUCAAACUCAAAUUCAAACCAAUUCUUCUUCUGUAAUUUCUUCUGAUCAAAAAAUUCCAGUUAUUGACUUCCAAAACUUAUUGCUUGAUAACUCAGAAUUAUAUGAAUCUGAACUCAAUAAGCUCCACUCAGCAUGCAAAGAAUGGGGCUUCUUCCAGUUGGUAAACCAUGGUGUGAGUAAUUCUUUGGUGGAGAAACUAAAGCAAGGAGUAGAAGAAUUGUUCAAACUACCAAUAGAGGAGAAGAAGAAGCUAUGGCGGAAACAAGGAGAUAAAGAAGGCUUCGGAGACCCUGGUGUUUUAACCGAUGAACAAAUCCUUGACUGGAAGGAUGUACUUUUUCUCUUUACCCUACCCGUCGCCUUGAGGAACCCUCACUUGUUUCCAAACAUCUCUCCUCUUUUGAGGGAAAGUUUGGAAGUUUAUUCAUCAGAACUUGCAAAGUUAGCCAUUAUUAUAAUCUCUCAAAUGGAAAAAGCUCUAGGAACAAAAAGCAAGGAAAUUUCCAAUUUAUUUGAAGAUGGAUUACAAGCAAUGAGUAUCCAUUGCUACCCUCCAUGCCUUCAACCAGAGCAAGUUGAAGGUAUAGCCCCUCAUUCUGAUUCAACUGGCAUUACUUUUCUCCUUCAAUUGAACCAAGUAGAAGGCUUUCAAGUUAAGAAAGACGGCAUGUGGGUCCCCGUCAAGCCUCUCCCGGAUGCUUUCAUUGUCAAUAUUGGAGAUCUACUAGAGAUUAUAACAAAUGGAAUAUAUCUUAGCAAUGAGCACAGAGCAAUAGUGAACUCUACAGAUGAAAGAAUGUCCAUUGCCACAUUUCUUAAUUCAAAUGAAGAUUGUGAAAUAGGCCCUUCACACAGCUUAAUCACUCAACAAAAUCCUGCCAUAUACAAAACAAUGAGUAGUAAAGACUAUAUCAAGAGUAUGUUUUCACGUGAGUAUAAUGGAAAAUCUCACAUUGAUGCAUUCAAAUUGUAAGCUUAAUUACAUCAUGUACUCAUGGAUUUGAGUGGGGCAAUUUAUAUAAUUAAGAUAUAUGUUGCUUUAAUAUAAAAUAAGAAUAAAACUAAUUCACCCCCACACCAUGUAAUGUGUUUGUUGUUUGUUGUUUGUUACUACCAAAUAUUUUGGAAAAAACUAUUUGGAUUGUCAUGAGUUGUACUUUUGUUGUUUGAUUUGUCUUUAUUUUUGUAAUUGUUUCCUUUCAUUUGGUUUUAAUGAAUUGGGGUGUCUUGGGUUUGAGGAAAUUACACUCUAUACCCUUUUUAUAUUGUUCUCUUUUAUUUUUAUCUUUUUUUUAAAGUCUAUCAUUUUUACCUCUUUUUUUAAACAUUGUACUAAUUUUGCCUCUGUCAUUUCAAGAUACUCUCCAUGUGACUCUCUUAUGUCAGGAUAUUUUGGGUACAAUACAUAUAAAAAGAGGUAUGUUUCAAAUAAAUAUAAAAUUAGAAGUAAAUUUAAUUUAGUUGAU
This is a messenger RNA of Cannabis sativa, 1641 nucleotides long. Its product is annotated as protein SRG1-like. The transcript is spliced from 4 exons. The record is from RefSeq and is a predicted model, not a curated record. The coding region runs from base 78 to 1148 and encodes 356 amino acids. Lineage: Eukaryota; Viridiplantae; Streptophyta; Magnoliopsida; Rosales; Cannabaceae.